This is a messenger RNA of Cercospora beticola, 1348 nucleotides long. It is a transcript of the gene ATP12, whose product is annotated as ATP synthase complex assembly protein ATP12. Gene Ontology annotation, biological process: mitochondrial proton-transporting ATP synthase complex assembly. The record is from RefSeq and is a predicted model, not a curated record. NCBI's taxonomy places the organism in Eukaryota, Fungi, Ascomycota, Dothideomycetes, Mycosphaerellales, Mycosphaerellaceae. Gene Ontology annotation, cellular component: mitochondrion.
UGAAACUCAGUUGUGCAGCGAGUCGGGAGUCCGCUCCGACUGCCGAGCUGCGUGCAUGUUUGUCGGUAGUAUGACUGCACUUCGAGCCAGAACGUACACCAUGGAGAUUUCAUUUUCGCGCGCAUCAUUGAGGGCCGCGCGGUCCAUCGCGCGACACCAGAAAAGCCAGCAAUCCAUCUGUCGGCGAUGUCUGCUGCACACGACGUCCACCAAAUCUGCCACGCCCGUUGCACACCCAACCGUGCCCGGUCCUCCUCCAUCAGCGCCUGAAGUCUCGCCGACCCAUCCGGAAAGUCGAUUGGCGCGAAAAAGGGAACAAGCGCAGCUGCUGAAGCAAGGUCAGAAGACCAAGCCCGACCCAACGAAGCCUGGAUCUGCACUGCAAAAGCGCUUCUGGAAAAAUGUGGCUGUUCAGGAGACUGCAGAUGGACGAUUGCAAAUCAUGUUGGAUUCCCGCCCUGUGCGGACUGCCACGAAGGAGAUCUUGACACUGCCCAAAAGUAAGCGUGCGCUUGCAGCUGCCAUUGCCCUGGAAUGGGACCAGCUCGUGUCGGCGCAGCAGGCAUUGAAGCAGCACUACAUCCCCUUGACCUCACUCACAUCCCGAGCGAUUGAUGUAGAGACUGCCGACAGCUCUGGAAACAAACAAAUACGGGACAACAUUGUCAAGAUGGCGAUGCGCUACUUCGCGACCGAUACCCUUCUCUGCUGGGCACCCGAGAACAAUCGACACGACCCGAUGAAUCAAUCAUCCAGGAACCUCCGCGCACGCCAAAAAGCCAUCGCCGAACCGAUCAUCGCCUUCUUAACAACGCACAUCUUCCCCGGCGUGGAGAUCGUGCCUGUGCUGAGUGAGGAUAGCAUCAUGCCCAUCUCACAACCCGAGAUGACCACGCAAGUGGUUCGUGGCUGGGUGUCGGGCCUGACAGCAUUUGACCUUGCGGCCCUAGAACGAGCAAUACUAGCAACAAAGAGUUUGACGAUAGCGGUGCGAUUGCUGGUGGAAUGGAGCACCGAGUGGAAGCAUAUCCAGGAGGCGCCGGAGAAGGGGAAGUUCGGGAUAGAACAUGCAGAAGAGGCGAGCUCGCUGGAAGUAUUGCACCAAACGGAGCAGUGGGGCGAGGUCGAGGACACGCACGAUGUGGACAAAGAGGACCUGAGGAGACAACUGGGUAGCGCGAUCCUGCUUGUCACUUGAGCUUGUAGAUGAUACGCGACCGAAAGUGUCGACCAAUUGUACAAAAAUGAAAUUCCUGGCGAAUGUCAAGGAUACUGUUCACGGUCACAUGGCAGUCGACUGAUUGUAAAAGAGGUGCGUUCCAGCUUUGGGCUCCAUUGCGCAGUAUUU